CUGUCCGCAGCCUCGGCAGGGGACGGACUGGUUCCUGCCUGUGGUGGUGUGGUCGGUGCGCGGAGGCUCCGUGAGUUCGCGUUCUCUCCUGCGUGGACUGGGUUGUGGUCGGUGCGCGCGGGUUAAAGAAUAGCCUCUUGAGGAAGUUUUACUGAAGAGGUGCUGCGGUGGAGGAAGGCGAAGAAUACAGUUACUUGAUGACACUGGUGUUUGUGAGCUGACUUCUUUCAUCAAAUACUAAGACUGGUAAGAUCAUGGACAUGUAUGCCAGAGCUCAGGGCAAUCGAAUGAAACCAAGAAUAUCUGUGAAAAAGAGUUUUGGUGAAGGUAUACUGCACUCUAUGAAGUCACUGCUACACAGCAGGAAAGAGUUAUGCAAGGUAUCAGCAGAGGAAUGCCUAAAUCGGGAAGAAGAAGAUAAUUUUAUUGAGAUUACAUUUAUAGGUUUUGCUGAAGAGAUGGGUACUGCUCGCUUGCAGGAGUUGUCAGCUGUUUCUGUAGAGCUUCCAGAUGUUCUGAAAUCGCUCCAGUUGCGCAAACUAAAAGAAAACGAGGCUAUAUUUCUAAAAGAUGUAAAGAAAACCUUGGCAAAACCUUUUGUCAUGAAACAUCAGAAUCAACUUGCUGAAGUGUUUUGUGUGGUGAGACUCUCUCCUUCAUUCCCAAGGAUCAAAGUUGAUUAUAUAUUUACCUUGCUGAGCAAGUAUACCACAGGCAUAAGAUAUGCAGUAGAAAUAAACUCUUCACAAAAACAUCAAUCAGAGACAUCCCAUGGAGAAGAUGAUGACACUAAUCACUCAGUUUCUUCAAUUGAGGAUGAUUUUGUUACUGCUUUUGAACACUUAGAUGAAGAUGAACCUUCAAAGAUACAAAGUGCUGAUGCAUACAGCUUUGCUUCUCAAAACCAUCGAGAUGCUGCUUCACAGACCAUCCCUGCUCAAUGUUUAGAAGCUGUUGACUCAAAGAUCCCUGUAGGUUCUGCGCAUCGAAAGUCAUCUGCCAGAUCUUCUACUUUGAUUGAUAUUUUGGGACUUAAGGAACUGUCCUCAGUAAAGAAUUCAGUAACAACCUCAAUUGCUGAUCCUUGGAUACAGAGGAGUUUCUAUAAGCCAUAUAAUCCUUCUGAUCAAGGUGUUAAUUUUUUACGUAAAACAUUGUUUUCUUCCUCUCCAGCUGAAUCCUCUGAGUCAGACUGCUCCAGCCCAAGUCCCAUCAUCUUCUUAGAUGAAGAAGGGUAUCAAAAAAGCUUAAAGGCAAAACUUCAGCUGCCAAAAAUUCCAGUAGUGAAAGAUGGUAUAGAGGAUUCAGACUCAGAAGUAAGUGAAUUUUUUGAUAGUUUUGAUCAAUUUGAUGAGCUGGAGCAAGCCUUGGAAAACUCUUGUAAAAUUAUUAGGGAUCCCAUCCUAGGGAGUCCCUCCCAGAAAAGGAGGACUGCACAUGAAAAAUUGUCUUCUGCAAGCAUUACAAUGAAUCCUCAGAAAUUCAAUUUUGAUCGUCCGACUCUCCCAGCCAAUGUAAAGAAACCAACUCCUCGUAAGCCAGAAUCACCGUACAGCAGCAUCUUUGAGGUCCCGGAUUCCCCUCGCCCAGUUAAAACAUCAGGGGAAGAGAAUGGAGGCUUCUUCAGCCCUAUUAGAACGUCAGCUUUCAGUCCACUAGGGAGCUGUGGUUCUUCCGAAUGUUUGUGUCGAAGUAAUCUUGGUGGAGAUAGGACAGGUCAAAAUCACCAUGAUGCAGUUUAUAAUAGUUACUCAGCAUAUGCUGAUAGUGUUUCAUUUGAUAUACUUGGUUCUGUUUUUUCUUCUGAGCCCUCAUCAGAAAAAGUAUGUGCAGGAAAUGAUUCGAAGCACAAAAGGAUUGCUUUGAAAGAGAAAAAAAGGCAAGCUGCAGAUCUCAAAAUGAAAACUAGUAAGGAACCAGAUAAACAAGCAAAAUCUAAACAUAAGUCACUUAUGAUUAGAGAUAGCAUUCAGAAAUUUGCAGCUGAAUUGGUUGAAAAAAGUUUUGGCAGUGCAUUUAAAGACCUUCAAAAAGGUGUUUCUUCAUGCACCAAUGCACUCUGUCAUUUGGCUGCUAGGUUGACUUCUUCAGUCUUUCAGAUGGCUUUUUAUGAGAUUGGAAGACGUAGAGCAAUCUCCCUGAAGCAGCGUGCCAUUAAUGGGAUAGCAAACUUUUUGGUGAGUGAAGCUAUAACUGCUGCUUUGAAAGAACUGUGUCACGUAAAGAAACAAAUAUUUACCAACACCGUUGCACGGUUUGCAGCAGACCUUGCUGAAGAACUUGUUUUUGAAGGAAUCAUGGAAGUAUGCCAGUUCUCAUAUCCAUCAACACCUACAGCUUCACAGCCUUCAUCAUUUGAUUACGAAAACAAAGUGGUAAGAUCCUAUGCCCGAGAUUUGUCUGAAUCUGUCAUUCAGGAGGCAUUUAUUGAACUAUCUCAGGUUGAUGUGACCUUCACAACACAAGCAGCCAUUAGUGUUUCCAUGGACAAUAUUAAAUAUGUAAGUGCAGAAAGUAUGUUAGAGUCAACACAGACUUCCACAGUUUUUCCUAAUUUUAAUGAUAGGAUAGGACUAAAGCCAAUCCAAGAUUCCAAGAAGGAAUAUACAGUACAGCAAGCUCUGUUUUGCACCUCUGGUUUUGUAAGUUCAAUACCUGUGCCCUUAGCUGGAAGAGCUCUUUGUCAACAACAGGUUUCCUCUGAUGCUUACAAAGCAAAAGUAUCCAGUAUUCCAAAUGCUGAUGACAAUAUGAAGGUAUUCAAAGACUCCACUCAUCCAUUUUUCACAAGCAGAAAGAGAGAGGAGGAAGUCUCUUCUUUCAGAAAUAUAUAUCUAACUUCAGAUCACAGUCCAAGUACUGAAGGUGCUCCAUCAAUCUUUUGUAACCAAAAUGAUACCAAACUAACAAAUAACAGAUCUGGAAUAAACAGUAGUUCAGAAUUAACAAGUGGGUCAAAAGGCAUUAAUACUUUCUCUGGAACUAUGGUAGAUAUGAUAGUGAAUGAAGCUUAUGAAGCCAUAACCUCAUCUAGAGUAACAAAAGCAGUAGAAGAGUAUACAGAUUUUUUAACAAGAAAAAUAAUAGAUAAAAAACCUUAUGUGCAAGGUAUUGGUGAAGACUUCCCCAAGAAUAUGUUUGCGGAUCAUUUGGCCAAGUAUGUCGUAAAACAAUCUGUGGAUGAAAGUAAAACUGUGUUAUGUAACACUAGUGAGAAUUUAACAUGUAAUAUGAGCUCACAGACCUACGGAGAUACCAAUCGAAAAGAACAGUGUGUGAUAAAGAAGCAAGAGGCUGAGAAGCAAAGUAAUGUUUCUAUAAUCGUGGAACAACAACAGUUGCCUUUGAAUAAUCCAUGUAAAUUUCUUACUCCAACUCAUUCUGUUCAGUGUUUUUCAGAAUCUAAAGAUUGUUGGCAGGAACAAAAAGGACAUAGGUUUUCCUCAAAAUCACCACCUCCUUGUUCCACUGUGACUUUUGCGAAGCAUGUUCUAGAGGACUGUACUGACAUGGGAAGCUGUUCAAUAACGUGCUUAAACAAGCCUUCAAAAAAAAAAGAUACCCAGAAACUAUCAGCAGGAGCUUUGAAUUACAGGCAGGCUGAUUGUUUUCUGCAUGCAAAUAGCUUUUCUUCAGUGAUGUUUGGCAGUGAAGGUGUUUUGCAGAUGGAAGAAAAAUCAAGUUUCAAACAUGGAAAUACCUGUUUAAUGCCCAAUACACCCCCACCAACUCCUUUAGUGCCAUGUGAAGGUACUUCGGAAAGGAACCUAAGAAAACUGUCAAAGAAACUCAAGGGAGAAUUAGCAAAGGAAUUUGCACCUGCAACACCACCUUCUACACCCUACAAUCCAUCCAUUACUGAUUUUUCUGAAACGGAACAUGACUCUUUGGAAAAUGAGGAAUUUAUGCUGAAACUCAUGCGGUCCCUUUCUGAAGAAGUGGAAAGUAGUGAAGAUGAAGAUCAUUCUCUAAUACCUGUUGAGAAAGGGGAGCAUUUGGAAAAAACAAUUCAGUAUGCCGAUUGUUUAGCUAGCCAUAUAGUUUCGAUAGCGACUGAAAUGGCUGCUUCCCGUUUAGAUGGUAAAACAAAUGAAAGAGAUGCUGGUAGGCAGUUUCAGUUAGGUAUGCAAAAGAAAAUAUGUGGAUAUACUGCAUUUAUAAAUAUCCCAGAAGAGACAUGCAAUUCUUUAUGGAAUUAUGCAGGUGAUAUGGCAGGAAAAGUCAUCAACGAGGCCAAGAAAGUAGUGAAAUCAAAGCAUUGUAAACUGUUGAGAUUGAAGCGGGUUAACUGUCAAGUGGAUUGCUUUUAUCUGAGAAAAGGCGAUAAAGAUGGUAGUUCAAAAGAAGGGUUUGGUCCAGUGCAGGACCAGUGGCUUGGGGAGAGAGGUUCAUCUGUACUUUCUUUACCACAAGGUUCGGGCAUGACAGGUUUGACUUCCAAGUACCCGAGCUGUGAAAGUGUGACUGACGAAUAUGCAGAUCACGUCAUUCGAGUUUUGAAAAGAGAAGGUGGUAGUGCUGAGCUGUUAAUGGAUCAGUAUGCUAGCAGACUUGCUUACAGGUCUAUAAAAUCGGGCUUGCAGCAAGCUGCUAGAAAAACCAAAUUGCGAUAUAACAGAAAGACAUGUCCUGGGCAAAAUGCACAGGUAAAUGGUAAGCUGGAGCUGAUCAAAGCAGUGAAUAAAGAUGCAGUACAGCCAGUGAAAAGCAGCAUUCAUCACUGUGAAGGCCAAAUGUAUGAAAGGAGUUUUGGCACACAGAGAACAGAAUGUACCGAGUUGUUGCAUUUUUCAGGAUCCCUUGCUCACAGUAUCACUUCUGAUGUCAGGAAGAAACUGAAAAUGUCGGGAACGUCUUUGCCGAAGUCUCUAACAGAUUCCUGUCUAUAUAAAAAGACUGAAUUUGAUGAACUCACGGGGGAUCUCAUUAAAACAAGACUUUCUAGGACAUUUCUUCCUUUCUCCCGAGAUCAUAAACUGUAUCAUAGUACAGGUAGUAUAAAUGAAAAUGGCUACACUGAAGGCAUAAUUCAAGCUAUAGAACAAUAUGCUAGAAAAGUAGCAGAUGAUACUCUAGAAAUGAGUUUAGAGUCGGCUAUUCUCCGUGUGGCUGAAAACAGAAAAAGUGGCGAUAAGCUCUCAUAUACUGAGAAACUGUCUCCUUUUUCUGGAACUGUCUGUAGAUGCUGCAGUAUGAAAGAACAUCGGUACUGUACAGAAAGUAUGUCUCAUCGUCUGCCUGCACAAGAAUCCUUCAUUCCAGUGAGGCAUUUACUUCAUUCUGGAUUGGGUGGUGCCUGUCAGAAUUCAAGAGCGUUUCAGCUUGAUAUUCCCAAAAUUCACGUUGAUGUAGAACAGAGGACAGUGUUUUCGGACAAGGGGGCUACUGCGGCCAUAGAGAAAGCAGAAAGAGAGCUGAGUUACACAAGUCUGACAGCUGACAGUGGUAUUGGACAAGACGGAGUCAGUUUUGCUGAAAGCCUUACUACUGAAAUAAUGACAUCAGCUAUGACUAAUAUUGGUCAGGCAGUUACCAUAAGCUCUGUUGGAAGAGAAGGAUUUCACUCUGUUGAAUCUGUUGUUAGCCAGCAGAUGAGUCUUAGUAUUGGUGAUGAUAGCACUGGGAGUUGGUCCAAUCUAAGUUUUGAAGAUGAACAUCCUGAUGAGAGCAGCAGUUUUCUUCACCUCAGUGACAGUUCAGCCAUGUUCUCUUCUUCUCCUGGCAGUAAUGGUAACAGCAGUAGCUGGAGCAGUCUUGGUUUAGAAGGGGAUAUGUAUGAGGAGAAUUUAUCCUUUCCAACAUCAGACAGUGAUGGAACAGAAGAUAAAGAUGAAGAUUCCAAGGAUGCUGUAGAAGGUUUGGAGCAAAUCCGAAAGACUUUAUCAAUAGCGAAUAUUGAUCUGGAAGGAAAUCUAGUGGACCCACAGCUCAGAGCAGUGCUCCAGUGGCUGGCAGCUUCUGAAACAGAGGUUUCUGAUCUUCACUUCCGUGACACUGCCUCAAGGGAAUUUGUCUUUCUUUCCAGAAGACUGCAAGAAAGAGAUUGGAAAGUUGGAGAUCUCUUGCAAGCAGUGCUGAAAUAUUGUGAAAUGAUAGAGAAGGCAUCUGAUGGAGAGCAAGCUCUAAAUAAGUCUUUUGUUGGUUGGCUUCUGGAAAAUGUCUGAAAAAUCCAAAGAUGCAACAUCCUUCAUUCCUCUUUUGAAAGGAGAUAGAAAGAGCACAGAUAUGUAAACUAAAAUUCAACUAGUGAAUGUUUAAGUAAUAGUCAGCAAUUAAAAGACUUUGAGGUGAAAGUCAAAAUAGCCGUGCUGUGCUUUGUGAUACUGUGCACAUGGUAUGUUUAUUCAGUCUGUAAUCGGUAUUGUCCACUCACGCAUAACUUGUAUUUACUGCUGUGUUCAGACCAUCGAAAUAUUUAUGAAAAUAUCCCUUGUCUAUGAUAGUAGUUCAGAGGAGGCAGUCUCAGGCAUGAUAUUUAGGAUUCCCACUGUGCCAGGAUAGCUCUUUUUUCCACUCCUGUGUGUGCUAUAUUCACAGUGUGACUAAGAGCACUGAUUUCUGCAAGGAUCUGUUCUGGAAUACUGUGCUGUAGACAAUGGAAAAAAUUACCAAUCUUGGCCAGGCCUUAUGUGCCCAAGAGCACCAUAGAGCUGAUAAAUUCUAGUAGAAGGGCAGAGUGAGUAGUUGAACAUAAUUUCAUGUAUAAUUCUUCAGCAAGAUUUCCUGCAGCUUUCCAAUCAAAUUUAAAAUGCUAAAUUUUUUACUGAUGCUUUUUGUAUGCAGAUACUUCUAUGACACUAAUUCUGUGUCAAAGAAUUUGUACUUUAGUCUCUCACACAGAUGUGUUAAAAGUAGCAGAUAGAAAUUUAUGAGGAUUUUGGCUGUCUUUUUGACUAGUUUUAAUUCUUUAUUUCUUAGCAGUCACAUAUGAAUUUUCUUUUCAGUAAUAAAGAGAGUUUUGUUACUCAGUGAGCACAUAAGCAUUUAGCAAAGAAAGCUAAUUAAAACGUAAAGGGGAAAUUUCUUGCAAAUGGAUUUUUCAUUUUUGUUAACUACCUUCACUGAAUUUUUUUUAAAGGGACUUUUAAUCAAAUGUUUUUAGCAGUCUCAUCAGGUUUCUCACCAGUGCUGCUGACUUGCCUUUCUGUCUGAAGGGAAAUCUGGACCUUUGCAUACCCUGUAGUUUGAAAAUGUUUUUUGGGUUUUGUUUUUUUAUAUAUCCUUUGAGAGAAAAAGACACGUGCUGGUAAUUACAAGGUUGCCACCUGAAACCUACAAAAGAAUCAUAGAGCCUUACUUAUUUUGGAUGAACAAAAAAAAUCUUUAAGACUUUUUCACAGGAAAGUAGACUGUUGAUAUGGUGCACAAGUUUGUUAUCCCAAACAAGGAGAGAGAGAUGGUCUCUAAAUCUAUUCCUGAAUUUGAAUGGUGUAUGUACAAUUCUGAUUUCUCCUACCCCAUGAAUUACUAUGAGGUGUCACACUGGUAAACUCAAGAGCACGCUCCUUGUAAUGUCUUUGUGUUUCAGGAGGGCAUUACACUGCCCUUUUUGUAGAGAUCUGGUUUGUUUUUGUCCUCAUUUGUCAUCUGGAAUUCUGCCUUUCUCACAGAGCUAAAGAUUUUGAAUGUUUUUGUAUGUGCACAUAUGUGUGUACACACGUGUGCAUACACAGGUAUGUAUGUAUAUCUGUUUGUGUAUGAGAUCUCACCCAUACGAAUUUUAAAUGCAAACUUUUGCCACUAAAUUAAAAUUCUGUUACGCUCAUAGUUUUAUUACCUCACUUAGCAUAUCAUUUCACUGAUAGAAAGAUCUACGUAUGCCAUGUGACAAAAAGACCAACAACUACUUCAGGGUCUUUUGUUACAGGUAAUGUAAUGCCAGGUGUCAGGAAUGAUUUUUCUUUAGAGCCCAAAGUAGGGUAGGUAAAGUUAUCUUAAUUCCUGUGUUUGGAGGAUGGGCCUAGUAGCAAAUAUUUUUUAAGAAUUGUGCAAAAGUUAUCUGGAUUUUUUUUCCUCCUCCAUCCCCAUACUCCUUUCUUUUUUUUUAAGGUUGACUUUCAGUGUCGUUUUAGACAAAAAUUUGAAACCAUUUUUUGGCUGCAACAUCUUCCCUAGUACAAAUUUACUUACAAAAUUGAAAUACCAAGAAAAUAAAAUACUAAAAGCAGUGCCUCAGGAGUAAGUUUUGCUCACCAAGUGGAAUUUCAGGAUAUGAGGAUACAGUAGUAAUAGUAAAGUGUUUCUGUACAUGUCCAAAUUGAGAAAGAUAUUGAAGGUAUUGUGGAUGUACAAAGCUGUACUCUUGAAACAAAAAAAACACUCAACAAAACACAACCAGCUAAACAACACCACAGGAACAGCCAUUUUUUAACUGAUUUAUUCAGUAUGUUGGAUUUUAUAAAGUUGGUGUUUUUUCUUUCUAGUUACUUCUGUGGAGAAAGGCAGAAAAUUGUGUGAUUCCCAAAGCUUACAGCUAUUCAGAAAGUGUAACAGACAAUAGUUGCACUAAAAAUUAUUUUUAUAAAUGGAAUCUUGUUUUCAGACUGCAUCAAAUAUUUAUGUUUCCAAAUUUACAUGAGAAAAAUGUUGUAAAAUACUUCAUUUUUACUGGAAACAAGCAAAUUGUUUUUUGUAACCAUUUUCUGUACAAAUUGUUUUAAAUUUGUUCUGAGUGACUUGACUUUUCUCCUUGAGUAUGAAAUUAGGAAAGCAUUAAACUAACCUGGCAAAAUAAUUAUAAUUUAAUAAUUUUAAUAAUCUUUGGAAAACCUUACUCUGACUAUAUCUAACUGAUGCUGUCUGCCAUAUUAGUGAGAAAGCUGUUCUUUGCUAAUGAGAGUCUUAAAUGAUACUUGCUAAGUUUAUCUAAAACUCCUGACCACAGGUACAGAAGUGUAAGUGAAAACUGUAAAAACAUGAAAGGCCACAUUCUGGUCCAUUUAAAGCAGACAACUCUGCUUUAUAAACAAACAUAAAAAGGUAGAGUUUAUUUCAUCUUGCAUUUUUUCUGUGUGGGAAGCUCUGGUAAUUUAAUUUUUAAGUUGAGGAAAGUAUAUCCAAUGAUGUUACUGUUUCAGAAAUCACCCAAACACUUCCAUUUCUCAGAACACCAAAUGUAUUUAUGAAGUGUUGGGAUGGUUUGUAAGAUUCUGUGGAAAAAAGCACUUUGAAAAUAGUCCCUCUAUAAAUUAACAAUUAAAAGUUGUCCAUAUUUAAAACAAGUUUAAACAUUCAGAAUGGGGUGCAUAAAUAAAAAAGAAGUAUGCAUAAAGCCUUAAAAUCAAAAAACACUCAAACUCAUAUGCUAAAAUUAGAGAGGAUUUGCUGUCACAUAAUAAGGAUGUGAAAAUGUAGCUCAGACGGUGUACUUGAAUGCAGUUUCUGUAGUCUCUUUGUUCUUGAGUUUUAAAAGAUUGUGUGAGCUUUUUAGAAAAAAGCCGACCAAAACCCAAAAACCCAGCAAUCCACAUUCCGAGACUAGUUAGGUCUCUCAAGAAUGGUAUCAGAUUUUAAAUGUUACAUUUUCCAGUGUAACUUUGUCUGGGACCUUUUCGAUGAACAGCCACAUAUUGUUGGAGAUGGGAACACAAUAAAUAGUGAACAUGGUCACCAGCGUAAACCCCUGUAGUUUUAGACAGUUGAUUAGCAAAUGAAAAUACGAGAUUCAGGAAUGAUUUUUAGUGUAAGAAUUUUGGCUUUUCAGCAAGAGCCUCUGCUGUCAAGCAUUUACUGUACUUGAGCUCUGAAGUGGCAAGUACAGAGCCCAGCCACUGUAGUCACUUUAUUUUGCACCAUCUUUGUACAUUCCUGUUGUAUAGCUGGAGUUGUAGUUUUAGAGGGCCUUUGUUCUGUUUUAAUGUCUGAAUAGUAUUUAAUACUAAAGUUUAUUAUAAUUUGCUGGAACUGCUGCUUAUAUGUGCAGUGUUACAGUAAUUCACAGCCCAGUUAGUGAUGCAAUUGUAUACCAAAAGCAGUUUGUAUAACUAUUAAUGUUUAUGUAACUGUACUCAAUGAAUAUGAAGGUCUUGUUCUGUAUAAUGCUGACAAGUUUUGCCAUUUCAGUAAUUUAACUAUAUUCAGUUUUCAGAUUAUGAACUCCAGGUUGCACUAAAUUUGUCCUUGUUUUAGCAGUGGCUUAAAAUAAAACACAUUUCACUGGCUUA
Messenger RNA from Lepidothrix coronata (blue-crowned manakin), 10163 nucleotides. It is a transcript of the gene AKAP11, whose product is annotated as A-kinase anchoring protein 11. Gene Ontology annotation, cellular component: cytoplasm. Gene Ontology annotation, molecular function: protein kinase A binding. Gene Ontology annotation, biological process: intracellular protein localization. Bases 255 to 6164 code for a protein of 1969 amino acids. The transcript has 13 exons. Lineage: Eukaryota; Metazoa; Chordata; Aves; Passeriformes; Pipridae. The record is from RefSeq and is a predicted model, not a curated record.